AUGACGAAAACAUUGAAAGUUCUGCUUCCAAUAUUCCCUGGCUUCAACACUCUUGAUUUGAACGGGCCACUAGAAGUUCUGAAGAAUUCUGCCCUCCCCGAUGAAACCUUUGAGGUCUAUGUUGCAUCUGCCACCGAGCUGACCAAAGCAUGUGAGGGAGUGCAGAUUCAACGAGACAUCGCAAUCGCGGACAUCCUCGACCCAAGCUAUAGAAGGCCAGUGAACGUGUCACUGCAAGACUUCGAUGCGUUGAUCAUUCCAGGGGCGCGUCGAUGGGGGAUCGAUGCGAUACUCAAGAGUCCUAAUGGCGGCGACGGACUGCUAAGUCUUAUCACCCAUUUCGGAAAGCUUGAGACGGAAUCAAAACCACGCUGGCUCAUCUCGAUUUGUACGGGUUCCGAAUUCCUAGGCAUCACUGGGUAUCUCGCCGGGAAGCCGGCCACGACACACUGGGCAGCCAUCCCACAGCUAAAGGCUCUCAGUGAAGACUAUGUGGCGACACAUACUCCGGCGGCCGCCAUUGACGUUCAGAGAAAGAGGUUCAUUCAUGCCGGAGCCACUACUUCUGGGAUCCAGAUUGCAACUUCUGGAGGCAUUAGUUGUGGAAUCGACUGUGUUCUCUGGUAUGUCUCAAAAGUAGUGGAUUUGGAGUCGGCAAAAAAGGUUGCACUGUUCAUGGACUACCCUUGGGGGUUUGCUGCAGUUGAUCAUACUGAGGGUUAUCAGGUCUGA
Molecule: messenger RNA, 732 nt
Organism: Exophiala bonariae
Lineage: Eukaryota; Fungi; Ascomycota; Eurotiomycetes; Chaetothyriales; Herpotrichiellaceae
Exons: 1
Coding region: 1-732 (243 amino acids)
Biological process (GO): regulation of DNA-templated transcription
Source: RefSeq, a predicted model, not a curated record